UACUGCUUCGUCAUGAUGCCGGCUAAUUCUCCCCUUGUCGGGGAAGGGACUGAGCCAGCAGCGAGCCGGGGACAGGCGAGCGGCACCCACGCGGCCACCGCCGCCCCCCCGGGCACCCACGCUCCCCUCCACCCUCCCACCCGCGCUCCACGCAGCCUCCCCGCACGCCCGCCCGCCCUCCCCGCCGCGGUUAUCGCCCGCCGGGGCUGGCGGGGGCAGAUAGGAGCCCGCUCGCCCGUUCGCCCGCCCGCUAGCCCGCCCGCGCCGCCGCCGCGCUCUCGGAUGCGCCGCAGCCGCCGCAGCCCCGCUAGCCCAGGCGAGAGUCAGCGGCCGGGCGAGCGGAGCCAGCGCAGGGCAGCCCCGCAGCCCCCGCGGCCGCAGGGAUGCGCCGCGCCCGGCCUUAGAGGGACCUCCCGAGCCCCAGCGCGGUGCCGGCGCCCAGGGGGAUGCGCGGCCACAGAGCAGCCACUGACCUCCCCUGGGAGCGUCUGCUCUUCCCGCGGGUCCAGCGUUCCCGGAUCCCCCUCCAGCAUCGUGGCCAAAAUGGACAACGAGGUCCUGGGCUACAAGGACCUGGCUGCCCUCCCGAAGGACAAAGCCAUCCUGGACAUCGAGCGCCCCGACCUGAUGAUCUACGAACCCCAUUUCACCUACUCGCUCAUGGAGCACGUGGAACUGCCCCGGAGCCGGGAGCGUUCCCUGUCUCCCAAAUCCAUGUCUCCUCCUCCGUCUCCGGAGGUGAUCCGGGAGUGGCUGGAGAGCCGCCCCCCCAGCAGCACCCCGCUGCCCCCCUCGCGCCAGGGCACCGCGCCCACCCGCAGCAGCGUCCAGCACUUCCACCGCCCCGAGACAGACACCACAGAGCUCAACAUCUACAAGAAGCCCCCGAUCUACCGGCAGAAAGACCACCAUUCCAGCGCCCACCACGGGAAGCACCUCAUAGAGGACCUGAUCAUCGAAUCCUCCAAAUUCCCGGCGGCGCAGCCCCCGGACCCCAACCAGCCCGCCAAGAUCGAGACCGACUACUGGCCCUGCCCGCCGUCCCUGGCCGUCGUGGAGACGGAGUGGAGGAGGCGGAUGGCGUCCAAGAGGGGCGAGGAGGAGGAGGAGGACCUGACGGAGGAGAUGAAGAACCUGCGGGAGCUCCAGCGGCAGGAGCUGAGCAAGGUCACCUCCAACCUCGGGAAGAUGAUCCUCAAGGAGGAGAUGGAGAAGUCUCUGCCCAUCCGGAGGAAAACUCGCUCGCUGCCCGACCGGACGCCUUUCCACACGUCCCUCCACUCGAGCUCCAAGAGCUCCUCCCUCCCCGCCUCCGGCCGGAGCACCCUCACCCGGCUGCAGUCUGCAGAGUUCGGCUCGGCGGGGAGCGAGAAGGGCAGCCCUGCCCUGCAGAACGGCCAGCGCGGGCGCAUGGACAGAGGGAACUCCCUGCCCAGCAUGCUGGAGCAGAAGAUCUACCCCUAUGAGAUGCUGAUGGUGACGAACCGAGGCCGAGUGAAGCUCCCGCCCGGCGUGGACAGGACCAGGCUGGAGCGACACCUGUCCCGCGAGGACUUCCUGAAGGUGUUCGAGAUGUCCCCGGAGGAGUUUGGCAAGCUGGCGCUGUGGAAGCGCAACGAGCUGAAGAAGAAAGCCUUCCUCUUCUGAGCCCAGCCCGCCCCGUGCCGCGCCGUGGAACCGCUUUGGGGCUCUCAGCCGGUUUUUACUGGGGUCCCCCCCACUUUCCUCUCACCCCCAGCCCCUCAAAUCUGCCCCCGCCCCGCCUGACUCCUCCCGCAGGGGAGGGGGCUGGGGGGGCUGGAACCUGCCUGGCCCGGGGUGGCAGGGCUGGGGCAGCCCCUGCCCCACGGCGGGCACGGUUCGGCCGGGAGGGGAGGUUUGGGGGGGUCUCUGGGCUUUGUGCCCCCCAUUUCUCCCCGGGAACGAGCCUGGCUCUGCUUUGGCCCGGCCGGGAGCGUGCUGGCUCCACUGGGGGGAUGCUGGAGGGGUCCCCUCCUCCCUGGCGGUGCUCUGUCCCCAGCCCCGCACCCCCGGGUGCCCCCCAAGGUGCCCCUGUCCCCCAGCCCAAGGCUUGGGAAGAGCCGACACUGCCAGACCGACGCCCCCACAGCAACGCCAGGCCCCAACCCCCCCUGCAGCCCCCCGGGUUUGUCCCCCCCACUCAGCCCAGGCCCCUCCUGUGCCAGGUGCUGCAGCGAGGACCCCGAGGACACUGCCAAACCCCCCCGGGCUGGGCA
This is a messenger RNA of Prinia subflava (tawny-flanked prinia), 2237 nucleotides long. It is a transcript of the gene DMTN, whose product is annotated as dematin actin binding protein. NCBI's taxonomy places the organism in Eukaryota, Metazoa, Chordata, Aves, Passeriformes, Cisticolidae. Gene Ontology annotation, biological process: actin filament bundle assembly; lamellipodium assembly; cytoskeleton organization. Gene Ontology annotation, cellular component: plasma membrane; actin cytoskeleton. Gene Ontology annotation, molecular function: actin filament binding. The record is from RefSeq and is a predicted model, not a curated record.